AUGACUGAUGGAUCUUCAUCAUCAUCAAACCCAAAGAUGGACGUGGAUGUGUUGGUAGAUGAAUCCUACUUCUCUGCUUUAUUCGAUUACGAAGAACUUUUCCCAAUCUCCGACGAGACCUACGCAACGGUGCUUCAUCUCCAAGAAGCUCUCUUCUCUUCAUUGAUCGCUUCAACGGUAGAGAUCAAUCACAAUCCCCAAGUGAUUCACAGGCAUCUCGCCACUCAGAUUAAACAAGAACCAGGGAUCAAGAUCGAGAACGAAUCCUCCGAACAAUGUAGAAGGUUAUGCAUGAUCUGCAUGGACGAAAAACCUACCUCCGACAUCUUCCGAGGAACCAUUAACUGCACUCACACCUAUUGCUCCGAGUGUACCAUCCGUUACGUGGCUACCAAGAUCAAAGAAAACGCACCGAGGAUCAAAUGCCCUGACGUGGAGUGCACGCGACUCUUAGAGCCGUACACGUGUCGUGAUCUGAUCCCGAGGGACGUUUUCGAGCGUUGGGAGAAAAUCUUGUGCAAAUCGUUGAUCUCUUCUUGGGACAAACACUACUGUCCAUUCAAAGACUGUUCGGCUAUGAUGGUCGUUGACGAUGGAAGCAAUGCUAACGUGACGCAGACCGAGUGUCCUUCAUGUCACAGACUGUUCUGCGUGCAGUGUAAGGUGACGUGGCACGCUGGGAUUGGGUGUGAGGAGUUCCAAAGAUUUGGGAACUCGAAGAAGAAGAGUAGUGAUGAAGAAGAUGCUAUAUUGAUUCAGAUGGCUAAGAGUAAGCAGUGGAGAAGGUGUCCUAGUUGCAAAUUCUACGUUGAUAAAGUCGAUGGCUGCUUGCAUAUAAGUUGCAGGUGUGGAUUUCAGUUUUGCUAUGGUUGUGGAUCGGCGUGGAAUUCUCAUCACGCAUGUCGAAUCUAA
Messenger RNA from Arabis nemorensis, 912 nucleotides. The record is from the annotation of a GenBank genome assembly. Lineage: Eukaryota; Viridiplantae; Streptophyta; Magnoliopsida; Brassicales; Brassicaceae.